This is a messenger RNA of Planococcus citri (citrus mealybug), 2995 nucleotides long. RefSeq names its product proteoglycan 4-like. Gene Ontology annotation, biological process: spindle elongation; microtubule-based movement; mitotic spindle organization. Gene Ontology annotation, cellular component: microtubule associated complex. The record is from RefSeq and is a predicted model, not a curated record. The transcript is spliced from 2 exons. NCBI's taxonomy places the organism in Eukaryota, Metazoa, Arthropoda, Insecta, Hemiptera, Pseudococcidae. Gene Ontology annotation, molecular function: microtubule motor activity. The coding region runs from base 111 to 2870 and encodes 919 amino acids.
AAGUAAAAUGCUUUUUUAAAUGACAAUAUAGAUUCGCGAAUGUGUGUAGUUCGGUAUCGUUUCAAGUGGUAACUUUUCAUUCCAACGAUAAAUUUUGAUCAUCUGUAAAUAUGAAGUACAUUAUAUUACUGUGCGCGGUAUUAUUGCGAACAAUAGGAAGUAUUCAAAGCUUCGAUGGACUUGAACGUGGCCAGCACAAGAUAGAAAAACGGCUAGCGACUGAAUUGGCUAAGGCAAUUACGGAAGCGGAAGCGGCGGUAGGGUUGGCGAAAACAGCAACCGGGGACGCGGAGACGGCGGCAAACGAUGCAGCGAAAGCAGACACGGCCUUGGAGGCUAAGCAGACGGAAGUCGAUGCCCAGACAGGUACAGUAGACACGGCGUUACAGGGGCAAUACGAUGAGGCGAAAACAGAUGCGGCGGAUAAAAACAAGGACGCGCAGGAGAAGGCAGACAAAGCGGCGAAGUUACACAAAGACGCACAGGCGACGGCAGACAAUGUCGCAAAGUUAGCGCUGGAGGCGGCGGAAGCGGAAAAAGACCCGAACGAGAAGGCGACAAAAAUGAAAACCGCGCAGGAGAAGGCAGAGACAGCAAAGAAAGCAAACGAGGAUGCGCAAAAUGCAGCAAAAUAUGCCGCGCAGGAGGCGGUAAAGAGAGCGGUGGCAGCAGACACGGCCGCGCAGAAGGCGGCAAAGAAGGCGAAGGAAGCUGACGAUACCGCGAAGGAGGCAGCACUCCAGGCCGCGCAGGAGGUGGCAAAGAUGGUGGCGAAAGCAUACAAGACCGCACAGGAUUCGGCAGACUUUGCUGUGCAGUUGGCGAAAGAAAGGGCGGCGGCAGCAGAUGUGGCCGCGAAGGCGGCGGAUGGCAAAAACGUGGACGUGCAGGGGAAGAUGGAAGCAGACAAGACCACGAAGGAGGCGGCACAAAAGGCCGCGAAAGAUGCGGUAGACAACGCGGUGGCAGCAAACAACAUCGCGAAGGAGGCCUCAGACUUUGCCGCGGAUGAGGCGAAAAGGCAGGCGGCGGCAGCACAAAAGGCCCUGGAUGAGGCAAUCGCCCAGGUCCAGGCAGCAAAAGAUGCUACUGUCAAGACGGCGGCAGAAGCAUACAGGGAGGAGGUAAAUAAGUACAAGGAGGCGGCAGACCAGUACAAGCAGAAGGCAGAACCGGACGCGACAGAGGUGGCAGGUAAGGCCACUGAAGCAGAAGCACUCGCCAAGAAAUAUCCUGGAAACACGGACACGACGCCGAAGAAGACGGACGAUGAUAAAACGGAAGCGACAACGAAAGAAACGGCGACAAACAAGACGACGACAGCUCCAAAGGUGUCCACUUUGGAGGAAGCAAUGCAGGCCGCGAAGGAUAUGGCAGAGAAGGCGGACGCAGCAUACACAGCCGCGCAAACUGCAUUAUCCAAGGUCAAGGAUGCACGUGAGGCGUUGAAACAGGCAAGAGGCCUGCCAAAUGAAGACGAAAAAAAACAGGACAAGGUUGCUGCUGCGAAGGAGAGCAAGACGCAGGCACACACAGCUGCACAGGAGGCAUUAGAGAAAGCGACGGCAGCAAACAAGGCCGCGCAGGAUGCGGAAAAACGUGCAGUGGAUAUGGCAAAGGAGCUGGCGGCGGCGGCAGACAAGGCCGUGAAGGAAGCGGUACCAAAGGACAAGAAAACAGACUUGAAUGUGGAGAAUCGGAAAAAGAGAACAGAGCCGGAACCGACAACUGAUACGGCAGCAGAAAAGGCGAUGAAAGCAAACAAGAUCGCGAUGAAUACGGCUGAGUUUGUUGCGGAGAAGGCGAAAAAGAGGAUGGAGGCAGCAGAGGCGCUCGAGAAGGAGAUGCAAGAAAUGGAAGAUGCAGUGAAGGAGGCGAUAAGACAGGCUACUGCCAAAGGAGAGGAGGGGAAGGAUGAGCUAGAGGACGCGAAUGAGGACAAGAAGGCGGCAGAAAAAUUAAAGAAUGAGGCAGGCCAGCAGAUGGAGCAGGCAAAAGCAUACAAAAAGACUGCAGAUGCGGACAAAAAGAAUGCGAUUGAAGCAUACGAAAAAGCGAAGAAUGUGGCGCCAGAACCAAGGCCAAGGCCAGACCCAGGCCCAGGUCCAAAACCGCAACCAGGCCCAGAACCGCAACCAGGUCCAGGACCGCAACCAGGUCCAGGACCGCAACCAGGUCCAGGACCGCAACCAGGUCCAGGACCGCAACCAGGUCCAGGACCGCAACCAGGUCCAGGACCGCAACCAGGUCCAGGACCGCAACCAGGUCCAGGACCGCAACCAGGUCCAGGACCGCAACCAGGUCCAGGACCGCAACCAGGUCCAGGACCGCAACCAGGUCCAGGACCGCAACCAGGUCCAGGACCGCAACCAGGUCCAGGACCGCAACCAGGUCCAGGACCGCAACCAGGUCCAGGACCGCAACCAGGUCCAGGACCGCAACCUGGUCCAGGACCGCAACCAGGUCCAGGACCGCAACCAGGCCCAGGACCGCAACCAAGACCAGAACCAAAACCCACCACCUCUACUACUACAGAGAGCACAACCACCACGAUGACUACUCCACAGACAACCACUUCCACCCCCACUACUACCACCACGCCUGCUACUACCACAACUACCACCACCCUGACUCCAACUACAACUCCCGAUGGUAAGGAUUCAAUGAAAGAUGAACUAAAAGCCGAAUUCAUGGAAGACGUGACGGUUGUAUUAAUUAUGAUUCUUAUCUUACUCGUCAUAAUUACCGUUGUCAUAAUUUCUUUCCUCAUUUACAUUAUGUUAUUGGCCAAUAACCGAAAUGGAGAAGAAGUCUGUAAAGAAAUAGACGUCCAAUGUUGUUGUGAGAAUGAAAACAACGAAGAGUGCUAGAAUUUUAUCUGAGAUGAUGUAGUUUCCAUAUUAUUUGAUUGUUAUUCAAAAUUUAUUUCCUAAAUUUAAUGUAUUAAUGAUAAAUACCAGAACUUUUAAAAAUACACAAAAAUUACACAGUGUGA